Gamsiella multidivaricata is the source of this 1182-nucleotide messenger RNA. RefSeq lists its product as uncharacterized. Gene Ontology annotation, molecular function: chromatin DNA binding; RNA polymerase II cis-regulatory region sequence-specific DNA binding; protein binding. The record is from RefSeq and is a predicted model, not a curated record. The transcript is spliced from 5 exons. Gene Ontology annotation, biological process: regulation of gene expression. The coding region runs from base 1 to 1182 and encodes 393 amino acids. Lineage: Eukaryota; Fungi; Mortierellomycota; Mortierellomycetes; Mortierellales; Mortierellaceae.
AUGAGAGAGUACGAUCGCGCCAUGGCAGCGUACGAAGCCGCCCUUCGACACAACUAUCACUCUGUGAGUGCACUCAAUCUGAUUGCAGAGCUUUAUCGCUCAAGGGAGAAUUUCCAAAAGGCCGCAGAGUAUUUUCAACGGAUUCUCGCCAUCGACAACGCGAGCGGCGAGGUCUGGGGCUCCCUUGGACAUUGCUAUCUGAUGAUGGACGAGCUUCAAAAGGCAUACAACGCGUAUCAGAAUGCGCUUCACCAUCUUCCUAAUCCAAAGGAUUCAAAAUUGUGGUACGGUAUUGGCAUCCUGUACGACCGAUACGGAUCUGUUGAACAUGCCGAGGAGGCCUUCUCUGCUGUCAUGAGAAUGGAUCCCAAGUACGAAAAGGCCAACGAGAUCUACUUCCGGCUCGGAAUCAUCUACAAGGGCCAGCAGAAAUAUGCCCAGAGUCUCGAGUGCUUCCGUUACAUCUUGCAUACCCCACCGCGCCCGUUGACAGAGGCCGACAUUUGGUUCCAGAUUGGUCACGUCCAUGAGCAGCAGAAGGAGUACACAAACGCCAAGGAGGCAUAUGAGCGCGUCUUGACUGACAACCCCAACCACGCCAAAGUCUUACAGCAGCUUGGAUGGCUCUAUCACCAGCAACAAGCGGCGUUUAUGAACCAGGAUCUCGCCAUCAAAUUCUUGACCCGCUCCAUCGAAAGCGAUAAUACCGACGCUCAGUCAUGGUACCUCAUGGGUCGCUGCUACAUGGCCCAGCAAAAGUACAACAAGGCGUAUGAGGCAUACCAGCAGGCUGUUUAUCGCGACAGUCGAAAUCCAACCUUCUGGUGCUCGAUUGGUCUGCUCUAUUUCCAGAUCAACCAAUACCGGGAUGCUCUCGAUGCUUACAGCAAGGCAAUUCGUAUCAACCCCAACAUCAGCGAGGUCUGGUAUGACCUUGGUACACUAUACGAGUCCUGCAACAACCAAGUGAGCGACGCUAUCGAUGCUUAUCAGCGAGCCUCUGAUCUGGACCCCGACAAUCAACAUAUUAAACAGCGUCUCGCCUAUCUGCGUCAAAACAACGGUACACCAGGAGGUGUCCCCCCUCUUCCCGAGGAAAUGAACCCGAACGCGUAUCCGCCUGCAGGAGGCGCUGGUGGUCAACACUCUUUUGGCCAGGUAAGCUUGUCGCCCUCGAUCUGA